UGUUAAGACUAUAAGUACGUCAAAUGUGAAGCCCAGGAAGAGCCUCCAGGCGUGUGUACAAGACGCCAUUAUUGUGCUCUGGACUGGACUGCACUUGCAGAGAAGAAGAGAAGAAGAGAGGGGAGAGAGAAACGGCAAGGAGGGCUUUAUGGUCGAUGGUGACAAUCAAUCCCGGGGAGGAGAGAGAGAAAGAGGCAGUGACUGCUCAUUAUUGAGAGAGAGAGAGAGACCCUUUAUUCUGUUCGUGUGGUUUUGUGCGUGUGAGAGUGAAAGAGCAGGACUGUUCAUUAUUUGGAGGGGAAAGAGAGAGCGAAAGGACUGCUCAUUGUUUAGAGAGAGACAGAGAGACAGAGAGGGAGGUGGGGAGGAGAAUAGAAAGAGAUGGGAGGGUGUCAAUUGAAGCAGGCGGCGAAGAAGUUUGCUUUGUCCUGCAUCUCCAUCUCCAGAAAGGAGGGCGAGGGCGAGUCCCCUAAGGACAAUAUCUCCACAGAAGAGAUUGAGGCGCAUGCAGAUGGGAAUGCUUGUGGGAUUCAACAAGAGCAAGAGGGAAGCGGCUCAGCCAAGAACUUCUGUCCUAUAUGCCUUGAGCCAUUGAUACCUGGGUGCCAGACCAUCUUCACGGCGCAAUGCUCCCACGCCUUCCACUUCCUCUGCAUCUCCUCGAACGUCCGGCAUGGCAACACGACGUGCCCCAUUUGCCGAGCCCAGUGGAGCCAGCUGCCCCGCCAAAUGGGGCCUAAAUUUCCCCUCCAAGUUCAUGAGAAUGAUCCCGUUCUUCGCAUCCUUGACGACUCCAUUGCCAACUUCCGAGUCCAUCGCCGCUCCUCUCAUCGUUCAGCCAGAUAUGAUGACGACGAUCCAAUAGAUGCAAGCCCCCCUUCUGAUCAACCCCGCCUCGGCCUCACUCUUAUCCCCAUUCCGCCACCACAGCCGCCGGAAUUUUCCCCACGCAGGCCUUCAGCUUUGCAAGUCAUUCCACCCACCACCAUUCGGAUUACCACCAACCGUCCGCGUGUUCAAUCGACGAUAAAUGAGAUAACACCAUAUCAAUCAAACAUUAUUCCAGCUGCACCAAUGUUCGAUACUGCACCAAGUACGCAGAAGCUCUGUCAGUACUCCAGUAAGGCUUACUUGUCAGUAAGACUUGCAGUUUCACCAGCAGUAGAUCUUGUCUUGGUUGCUAGUUCAAACGGCACACAGUUGAGGCUUCUCAAGCAGUCCAUGGCUUUAGUAGUAUGCUCCCUGCGUCCAAUAGACCGUUUAGCCAUUGUUUGCUGCUCAACCACAGCAACACGAGCCUUUCCCCUUCGUUGCAUGUCGGCGCAGGGUAAGCGAGCUGCUCUGCAGGUCAUCGAACGCCUUUUCUGCAUAAGCGACGUAGACCACGCAGAAGGGCUAAGGAAAGCGGUAAAGAUACUGGAAGAUCGUACUCACCACAAUCCACAUGCUCGAGUCUUGCUGCUGUCUGAUGGACCGGAAGAGCCUUUCUCAUGCCAUGACAUUCAGUUUCAAGUACCGAUCUUUCAUUUUGGACUUGGGUUUGGCUUGCAUUCAUCAAAUACAUGCAUCAAGCAUGAGUUUGAGGAGUUCUUGUCUGGGUUGCUUGGGGAGGUGAUCAAAGAAACAAGAUUGAGAAUUGGAGAGAAGGGGAUGAUGGUCUGGUUGGGUGAUCUCAGAGGAGGAGAAGAAAGGCGGAUUUUGGUAGAUAUAGGUGAAUGUGGGCUGAUUUCCGUUGGUUACAAUUAUGUGGAAGGUGUGGAAGGGGAGGAAUGUUUGAGAACAGGGGAAGUAAUGGUAAGAGUUGGAGAAACCACUGACAGCGAUUUUUCAAGGAGGGAAAUGACCAUUGGAAGAAGAAGCAGCGUCGAGGGGUGGGAGUACCAUGAUCCUUGCAUGGCGAGAAGAUGGGCCAAACACUUGCAUGGAUUGCUGUAAAGUUCAAGCGAAAUGCACGUUCAUGUGGCUUUGCUUGUGCAGUUCUGGUUAUGUGGUUCUUCCUUACUCUUUAUUGGCCUUGAUUCUUGGUUGCCAAAACAAGCUUUGGAAAAUUCAAUGCAUAUAUACGGGUGUAGGAGGCGGCAUUUUUAAGAGCCACCUGAAACGAUCGAACCGCAAAUGAUGGAAUUGGCCAUUUGCUGUUGUGGAUGGAUGAGAUUAAUUUCUAGUCUGGUUUGUUUCGGUUUACUCAAGAUAUCUAGCUUUUGUAAGAAAGAAAGUUCUCUUCCCUGCUAAAAGGAACCUUUUCUAUUUGUUGCAAA
Nymphaea colorata (pocket water lily) is the source of this 2258-nucleotide messenger RNA. Its product is annotated as E3 ubiquitin-protein ligase WAV3-like. The transcript has 3 exons. Bases 382 to 1935 code for a protein of 517 amino acids. The record is from RefSeq and is a predicted model, not a curated record. NCBI's taxonomy places the organism in Eukaryota, Viridiplantae, Streptophyta, Magnoliopsida, Nymphaeales, Nymphaeaceae.